Molecule: messenger RNA, 1401 nt
Organism: Blepharisma stoltei
Lineage: Eukaryota; Ciliophora; Heterotrichea; Heterotrichida; Blepharismidae
Source: the annotation of a GenBank genome assembly
AUGGGUGAAGUGUUCUUAUUAGAAGAAGACCAAAAACAAUUAGAGCAUUUAAGUAUGAGAGACAACGAGACUACGAGAGAAAUGGACUCAAUUGGUCCAAUGUCUCCACGGCAAAAAAUCGCCAGAGUCUUUGGAGCUCCGAAAAGAUUAAUAGAAAAGAAAUUCAGCCCUGGAUCUCUAAAGGGCAGCGUUUUCACAAUCAUAGCUUCCACUAUUGGAGCAGGAAUUUUGACCCUGCCUUAUGCAAUAAAUUUAGCUGGGCUAUAUAUGGGUAUCUUUCUUUUUAUUGCAGGGUUUAUUGUGAGUCUUUAUACAUGCCAAUUGUUAGUUAUAGUAUCAGACUUAACAAAAGUUCCUACAUAUGAAGGUGUUGGUGAGCACUUAUACGGCCCUAAGAUGAGGACGUUUUCAGAAAUUAAUAUGAUUAUUAACAAUUACGGAACUUAUAUAGCUUAUGUCGUUUUGCUUAAGAGCCUAGGACCACACGCAUUUCGAUUAUUAGGAAUUAAUGAAGGGCUUCUUGACAGUGAUUACGCUUGAGGAAUCAUAAUUACUACGGCAAUCGUCUUCCCCCUUUCAAUCGCUAAGAAGAUUUCAGUCCUUAGGUUUACAUCAGUUUUAAGUUGUGGAGCCUGCAUUUAUUUAUCAAUAGUAGUUACAGCAGAGUUUUUUGAUCUCAGACGAAAUGAAAUCGGCAAUCGAUUUGAAGACGCUUCACCGGCAGAGUUUACUGCCUACAGCAUUUUUGAGGUUUGUCCAUUGGUGGUCUUUGCUUACACUUGUCACCCCAAUGUGUUGCUUAUUUAUACAGAGCUGCAAAGAAGGACCCCUGGUCGAGGCUACAAGUUCUUAAUGAGAGGGUUGGUGACUGUGAUGAUAAUUUAUAUCAUAGUCGGGGUUUUUGGGUUUUUAACUUUCUAUAAGGAGUAUCAUGGGUUAGAUAACUUUCCCAGCAAUAUAUUGAGUGCCAAAUAUCCUCAUGGAAAUGUCCCAGUUAUCAUUGUAAGAUCUAUAUAGAGCUCGUUUACGAUGUUUAUAACAGUGCUUUGUGGAGCACCUUUGUUGAUGCAUCCGUGUAGGGAUGCGACGUUGUCGUUGAUUUAUAAGGGUAAAGAGUACCCAAAGAGAAAUUACUUAAUCCUUGUCACAAUUUUGGUGUUUUCUGGAAUGGGACUUGCAUUGAUUAUUCCAAAUAUCGCGCUUGUCCUUACACUUUUGGGGUCAGUGUCCAAUCCAAUCAUCUGCUUUAUUUUGCCAUGCAUGUUCUACAUGAAAGCCAAGCCCGGUAAAUGGACCAGGCCUGACUUGUUCAUCUGUUGGGCUGUGAUGAUAAUAAUGACCUUGAUUGGUAUCAUGGGAUUCAUCAUGUUCUGGUGUGGACUUGCAGGCUACACAUUUUAA